GCUUCCAUAUUGACACAGGAAGCAGUCUGACGUAACCAAAAUCCCAAAGAUGGCGGCGUUAACUGGUAAGUGAUGUUAUGACUAAAAUGAUAUGCUUAAUUUCGAGCACAAAGCGUUUCCUGACCCAUGUGUUUGUGUGGCAUUCAGCUACAAUUGCUGUAAAGGAGCUGUACCCAGUGAGAUACCGGUGAAGUUCCGUUAAUAAGCGACGUUUUUAGUGAAUUCGCGCACUGACCUUGCUCUGCCUGGGCUAGCACGGAGGCUAACAGGUUAGCUAACCGUGUCGCUGAGGUGAGCUGGGACUCAGAUGGAGUUCAGAAAACAAUGCCAAGAGAAAAAAUGACAAUAAAUCGCAAUGGGGUUGUCGUCACAUGAAACAAUGCCCGUUAAAGAAAAAAAAUGACACAUUCAAAGCAGUCUAAACAGCGUUUAUUGGAGUUAAAUGCAGCGAUUAAUGUUUCAUCACACAGGCGAUGUUUUUGUUUUUUGCUCGGCUUUGUCACAUUAUUGGACUUUUUAGAAACAUUAAUGGAUGAUCGUGAAGUCAAGAAAUAUGAGCAAUCUCCUGUCACUCUAUAUCAAACAGAUACACCUUAUUGUAUGAUAUAUUAUCUUAAAUAUACAAUGUUUUAAUUCUGCAGCGCCUCGCCUGGCCCUGUUUGGCUGCUUCUCAACGAGGUAAGAAACUUUGCUCAUCCGUUUUAUGAAAUAAAUGUAAUUGAAUUCAGCUCAGUAAUGUUUGGAGUGUAAUUGUGGAGAUGCUGCUAAAUAUGAGAAUGAAAACGUUUCACUUUUACUCACUAUGGCUGCAUAUGUGACACUGAAAAGUAUAUAAAGUGUUUAAAACACCCACUUAUAAUCCAUUAUUCUUUCACAGUAUUAUUUCUGUGUCUCUAAAUGCAGGGACAACUUAAAUGGGGAAAAAAGAAGUCUAUAUAUUGCUGAAACAAUGCUUACUCAAACAGGAGUGUAUGACAGGCUGUGCAGUCUCACUUUUUGGCAACCAGAUCCCUCAGCCUGUGCGCUGUUUGGAGAGAACACUCAAGUUAAUCCAUUCAGGCUUUGCUAAAUUUAGGAGGUCUAAAACAAAUUAAAGUCCAAAGUCUCCCACAUAGAAAUUUACCAAAUUGUCAGUCACACACUAUAGAAAAAUAAUAACAGUUCUCCUCAGUAUAGUUCCAUAUUGACCUCGAGUGAACUGUUGGUUAUUGUAUUUGCCGGUUUGCAUAUUUUAUACCGCUUUUUUUUUAUCAUUCCGUUCAUGGAGUGUGUAAAUAUGUGUGUGCUUCUUGCAGCAGUUCUUUGUUUUUACUUAUUUUCUCCGUCGUCCUUCUGUCAAUCUAACAGGCCCAUUUCAGCGUUUGCUGUGCAUAAGAGGAACCUGCACAACAAUGCAAAAAGUGAGAACACCACAACAAGGUGAGUUUACCAACAUUACUCUAGUGUAUUAUAUCAGAACAUACCUUCCAUGGACUCGGUGCACGUGAUGAAUUUCGUCUUCAUUUCUUUGUUAUAGUGUGGUUCCUGUCAGAGAGAAGAGCACAGCUGUAGCAGCAGCCAAACCAGCAGCUGUGGCGAGCAGCAAGGGGGAGUAUGUUAUCACCAAGCUGGACGAUUUAGUGAACUGGGCGCGCAGGGUGAGUAGAUGACAGGAUUUGUAUCUGUUACACUUAUACAUUUAAAUUACACAACAUCCUCACAACUUUCUACCCCUGAUCGCCUGUAUGUCUGCGCUUGUGACAUAUCUGAGCCUAAUUGUGUUCACUUGCGGGGGGAGAAGAAGUAUUUCUUAUAAACAUUGCUUGUUUUUUAGGCUUAUUUUUCACAUUAGCAAACAAGGCAGUACUAACAAAGGCAGCCACUGAGUCAUACUGAGUUAAACUGCACUGCAUUGAAUGGGAUGUGUCAGCAGCAACAGAGGUCUGAGAGUCACAUUUGUUUUGUUUUAAUGGCAUAACAAGUCAUUUAGCAGGUUGUGAUAGCAUGAGUGUUGUUUGCUCAGAUUCUGUGGCUGAAAAUGGAGAAAAAAUCUUAACUUUAAAACUAAUAUCAAGAGUGUUAAAAACUUAGGAAACAUUUAAAAAGUGUUCCUUGAACAAACCCCCUGAGUGUUUUGUUUUAUUCACUUGUGCACCCUUGUCUGUUCCCCCUCAGAGCUCUCUGUGGCCCAUGACCUUUGGCUUGGCAUGCUGUGCUGUUGAAAUGAUGCACAUGGCCGCCCCUCGUUAUGACAUGGACCGAUUCGGAGUUGUGUUCAGAGCAAGUCCCCGACAGGCUGAUGUCAUGAUUGUGGCAGGAACUCUGACCAAUAAGAUGGCUCCAGCCCUACGCAAGGUAAGAGAGGGGCAGAAGGAGGGAUGUACCUGCAGUUACCUACAACUUUUGACUUUAAACAUGAAGGCAAAUCUGUCAAGACUGAGCUGAGAAGAAUGAGAGAAAACUCUUAUUGAAUCAGCAGCAAUUGUUCUCCCUCAAACAUUUCUGUGUGCAGGAUGUAAGAGCUGAGAACAGUAUAGCUGUUCAAACGCAGGGUGGAUUAAGAGCAGCCUGGCGGUGGAUUGGAAGACUGGCACAAAGUCUUCCUCCAGCUUUAAGGACAGAUUAGUUUUUAGUCAGCUGUUAUAUAAGAAUGACUGAACUGCAUCUUCUCUCCAACAGGUGUACGACCAGAUGCCUGAGCCCAGAUACGUCAUUUCUAUGGGAAGGUGAGUCAACCACUGAGGAUAUAAUUGGGUUACUAGCACUGUUGUCUGUCCUGUAUCAGUUUAUUCUUCACAGCUGAUGUGAGUCUGACUUCUGCUGUGUUUCAAAAUAUUUUGCUCUUAUGUUUUGAAUUUGUAUUAUUUUUCAUUUCUCCUCUCUGGCUCUGUCGCUGGAAGUCAUGUCUUAAUUGCCACAAGUAUUGAAUCAUAUUUCACACAUCAAAUACCUUAUUUGAAUUUUUAAACCAGAAGAAUUUGAACCGUUUCCUCUUUUACUUUGAUAAUAAUUUGUUCUAAACUGUUUUUUUUUUCAAUGUUAAUGUGUUUUCUGCUGUGUGGGUGCAGUAUUAUUUUCUGAACAUUGUAGUCAGUGCCUGAAUAUAAAAAUAAAGGUGUCCUCGUGUUUUUCUCCUUACAGUUGUGCUAAUGGAGGAGGUUACUACCACUACUCCUACGCUGUUGUCAGAGGCUGUGACCGAAUCGUACCAGUGGACAUUUAUGUUCCAGGUAAACUUUUAGAAUAAUGAUGAAAAGAUGCAAAUUUCUUACCGCUGGUAUUCAAAAAGACUGUGCUAUAGGAAUAAGGGCUUUUUCCUCUGCGCUCACACUGACAAAGGGAAACUAAUGGAAUGUCAGUUUAUUAGUAUAAUAAAAUAAUAACUAUAGUGGACAGUAUUGUCAGAUUUUAAAGACCCACUCCAAUGAAAAUCAUGUUUUUCUUGUUUUUUAUAUGUUCAUAUGGCAUUUUUCUAAUGCUACAGGACAUAUCAUGAGAAAAAUGAGUGCGAAAUUGCCUUUUUGAGUAUUUCUGCAUUAAAAAACCCAAACGGCAGGUUCAGAAACAGUGAGAUUUCAUAUGUCACAAAUCCAAGCUCCGCCCCGGGAGCCCCACCAUGCAGGUCACACUCCAAGAAAUAGGACGAUCAUAGAACAAGUGUGUGCAGUAGCUGUUGUCAUGCCCCGAAAGACAUUAGUGUCCAAGAGCUGAAUAGCUCCUUCUGCUGCACAAGCAAUGUUAGGCUGCAAGCUAGCGUGAAGACGAGUGUGCAGAGCAGCGCUGUCUCUGCCCACAACACAGAGGCGAAUUGCUAAUGAGCUACUGGAGCUCUGCAGAGAAAAAGCUCUUGAAAAUGACACGAGUAACGCGACUUUGGAUAAAAAUUUUAUUAUCACAAUUUAAAGACCCCUGAGAACACUUUAAGUAGUAAAAAAAGGAUCGGAGUGGGACUUUAAAGGCUAAUAUGACUAGCUUUUACACAGGCUAAUAAAGAUAGUGCUUGCAAGUGUUGCAUUAGCUAAUAUAUGUGUGCAACUAAUGUAGCAUCUAUUUCGUCAUCACUAAAGGCUCUUCUUGUAGUUGAAGUAGAGUACUGAAUAUUUUUCUUAAUUAAAAAUUUAUUUUAAGAUAAGCUGUAAUUCCCAGUUCCUGCUGUGCAAAGACAACAAAGACGGGGAAGGUUCAUCAGAUGUUUACACUGUUUAUUAUACAGCGCAGUGAUUGUUUAACACUGUCAUGUAGAUCUCUGUACUCUUAUAACUGUGGACCGAAAUCAGUUCUUCCUGUCAUUUCCCUCCCUACCCUCAGGAUGCCCCCCCACUGCAGAGGCUCUCCUGUACGGGACUUUACAGCUGCAGAGAAAAAUCAAGCGUGAAAAGAAGUUGAGGAUCUGGUAUAGGAAGUGAAUGUGUUAUAUAUAUAUAAGUGUGUGUGUAUCUGAUAAUGUAAAUCUUGUAUUUCGGGUUCAAUUUGGAGUGUUGCUCCUCUUCAGUUUAGAGCUUCAGGAACUAACCUAAACAAAUUUACCGUUGUAUUUUACGCACAGUGCAAUGCUGCUUACUUUCAACCACACUGAGGUGUCACUUAUCCUUUCCUGCCUCUAUAGUUCAGCGAAAAAGUUUCGAGACUUUCUGUAACAGGACAAAACAAUAAAAAAUCCAGUAGCCAUGCGCAGAUUUUCACCCUAGUCAAACUUUAUACUGUGUGCAGGUCAGAGAAGAGUGUUAUCCCAUAUGAUGGUAAAAUGUAAUUUUGAAUAAACUGGGCUCAUGAAAAUACAGAGUUUUAAUGGCUUUCUCUUCUUGAAAUACUAAACCAACUAUUACCCACCAGGGGGCUCCAGUGAUCACAAACUUUGACCUUCACCGCUCUGCGUCUUACUCAGCAGUGGUUUCAAAUGAAAUGAAUUUCUAUUGUGUGUCAUCUGUUAUUUAAUCUAGAAGUCACGGUGUGCUUAAACACUAUAGUGAAAGGUAAAUGUGUGUUAACACAGCUGCAUGAGAACCCUGAAUUAAACUAGCUUCAGUGUUGUGCAUAUUCAGUUCGAACUGAAAACCAGCCACUAUAAUUAUGUAUGCAGAGCAAGCAGAGUGGCUGUUAUGCAUUUCCAGUGUGAAUAAACAGACUCAUCACUUAACUUCUCUCUGCUGAUUUAAGGGUUUCUCUUGAAUGCAGCUCAUGCAAUCUUGUAUAUUAGUUCAGCGCUGAAUCACAGUGAGGGUGACGACUGUGCAGCACCAUAAUGUUUCAACCAUGACACAGUGCUGCAAAAAUAUACCGUGUUCUUGUUGAAGGUUAACUGACGUGUUACGCUUUAAACCUACAUGCAUGAUGGACACACACAAGCUGGGUUUGAUUCAGUCAUUCACAAAUGCGUCCAGUGAGCAGCAGGAGGCCUUUGUGACAGAAUCAUUUCAGUCAAGGUGAAGGAAAAACUGGGAAGAAUAUCUUAGUUGAGUUGAAACUGUGCUUGAGUUGCAUAUUCAAGAAUUUUUAAGCUUUUACACUGUUCAGUGAGAAAUUGACAAAAGUAUUUUAAUCUCAAACAUGCUGCAUAUGGCUUUUCUUUAAUAACUCAUUUGUGCCUUUGCCAAAGAAGUUAAAAAGAAAAACAGCAACACUGUCUGAGGGGUUGUAGAUUAUAAUAAUAAUCCAAAAGUAGACAAAAUAAAUGCAUAAUUUGACCCAACUUGACCAAUUCUUCUACAGUUUUUAUGUCCCAUUUUUUGUUAAAAUCCUGAAAAUCAAACCGUUUAGCUGCUGCGAAGACAAGAUACUUCAUCUGCCUUUUAAUGACAGAAACAUGUCAAAAAUUUGUCGUUAGGUCAGUAGAAAUAGGAGAAAGGAGUGUCAGCCUUCAUUUAAUGAUGCCAUUGGCUUCUUAUUGUGAAUGAAAUGGUUAUUUUUUUUUGUAUUAACAAAUCUUCAGGAAAAAACUGAAUCCAUGAAACCGACAGUAUAAAACCUCAGCUUACUACUGAAAACAAAAAAUAGAGAAUUAUCACAUAUGAAGAACUAAAAACAGACUGAACUUCAACUUGAAAAACGAACACCAGCAGCCAUGAUGCACUGGCUAUUUUUUCCUAUCUUGUAUCUUCUGGUCCUCUGAGCUGUUUUUCACCUCUCUGUAUUUCUCUGCAUGAUAGUCUUGACUUUAUAUACCGUAUGAGUCAUGUGCUCCUGAUUCAAGCCUCAGCCUCACCAGCUGCUGUAGUUCCCCACCUGACUGCAGCUGCUGUUGCAUCAUCCAUCCUUCUAAUGAUUAAUGUCUCUUGGCCAGGUGGUGACUUAUUCCUGUGUGUUAAGAUAACAUGCACCGUUAUCUACCACCAUAAAUUCAUCAUACUUAAUACUGCACUCUUUAUUCAGCUCUGGCUUGCUUUGUGUGGUAAUGAAAAUUUUUACGACGAUCAUGUAAUUAGGAUUUUGUGUAUAUCUCGCUUUUAUUUUACUAUUAAACUCAAUAAUUAAGAUUU
Molecule: messenger RNA, 6455 nt
Organism: Xyrichtys novacula (pearly razorfish)
Lineage: Eukaryota; Metazoa; Chordata; Actinopteri; Labriformes; Labridae
Source: the annotation of a GenBank genome assembly